AUGAUUUUGAAAGCAUUCCAUGUUUGUCUGUCAACAAUUCUAUUCAUUUAUAGUUUAACAGCAAAUGCUAUUGAAACUACACCAGUGGGUACAAUUGCUAUGUAUGCAGGUAUAGAUCCACCAUCGAAUUGGUUAAGAUGUGAUGGUUCAAAUGUAUCCAGAAAAACUUAUGCAACAUUAUUUGAUGUAAUUGGUACUUUAUAUGGUGUUGGCGAUAAUGUAAACACAUUUACAUUACCUGAUUUCCGUGGUCGAUUUCCAUUAGGGUUAGAUCGUAAUCAAAAUCAAAAGGUUGGUGCGAAUCAAGGGGGAAAUUCAAAUCAUACACUAACAGAAUCUGAACUACCUUCACAUCAACAUAAUCAAGGAACAUUACUGAUUUCAGAUAGUGGAAUUCAUACACAUGCAUAUGAUGAUCCAGGACAUAAUCAUGGUGGUCAAACAGGUGACAGUGUCAUGGGAGGUGGUGAUAGAGGUAUGAUACGUGGUGGUGGUGCACAUGAUUAUGGACGACAUACACAUACAAUUAACACUGAUACAGUACGUAUACAAAUUCGUAAUAGUGGAACUCAUUCACAUAAUAUAACAGGUUUAACAGGCUCAACUGGUACAAAUCAAUCAUUUAGUUUAAUGCCACCAUGGCAAACAAUUGAUUUUAUUAUCUAUACAGGAAAUAAAUAA
Rotaria sp. Silwood1 is the source of this 681-nucleotide messenger RNA. The record is from the annotation of a GenBank genome assembly. NCBI's taxonomy places the organism in Eukaryota, Metazoa, Rotifera, Eurotatoria, Philodinida, Philodinidae.